This is a messenger RNA of Fraxinus pennsylvanica, 1833 nucleotides long. Lineage: Eukaryota; Viridiplantae; Streptophyta; Magnoliopsida; Lamiales; Oleaceae. The record is from the annotation of a GenBank genome assembly.
AUGGAGAGACCAAGUCUUCAGCUUCAUCAUAACAUCAUCAAUAAAAUUCUCGUUUCUUCUCCCACCAAAACUCUGAAAUUUCGCCGGUAUCUGAAAUCUUUUCCGGAAAAUGGGAUUUCUUUCCAACCAAUGAAUUUCAACAUGGACGAUGAAGAAAGGAAACCAGGAUUGAAACAAGCUAUUGAGAACAUUUCUUCAUUGAUUUCUCUGUCUUAUUCAAUCAAGGUUUUUGCAGUGAAAUGGCAAUCCAUACGCCCAAAGCUCGAAGAGCUUCUUACCAACCUAACUGCAAUUGAGAAUUGUGAUUCCGGUGAGAAUUUUUCUCUCUCUAGCACAUUAGAGAAGAUUUUAAUCACGCUUAAAGACUGCGAUGACCUUGCCCGGCGAUGUGUCGAUUUAUCUUAUAGUGGAAAGUUGCUAAUGCAAAGUGAUCUUGAUAUUAUAUCAUCAAAAUUGGAUAGUCAUAUCAAGAGACUUUCGGAAAUAUAUGCUCUUGGUUUGCUCUCUAAUGGCUAUGCCAUAGUGGUUUCAAGGCCUAAUAUUUCGGCUUCUCGGGACGAUAUGAGGUUCUAUAUCAAUGAUUUGUUGUCCAGGCUCAAGAUUGGUAGUGUGGACAUGAAGAAACAAGCCCUCGUUGCCUUCAAUGAAUCCAUUCAAUAUGAUGAUAGAUAUGUAAAAAUUGCAGUUCAAAUUGAUAGUUUCAUCAAUUACUUGGUGAAUUUUCUCGAUUUUCAGGAUAAUGAGGUUCGAGAGGAGGCUGCCAAGGCUGUUUCCUUCAUUGCAGGAAGUCAACCCUUCAGAGGAGUAUUGAUCAGGGCGGGGAUAAUUUCGCCAUUGAUUAGAGUUUUGGAGUGUGGGAGUCAAUUGAGCAAAGAAUUAGCAGCAAUGUGUUUGAAUAAACUCACAGAGAAUUCCGAAAAUGCUUGGUCAGUUUCUUCUCAUGGUGGAGUGUCUAUACUGAUGAAAAUAUGUAGUAAUGAGGAUAGUGCAGCUGAAUUGGUUAGUCUGGCUUGUGGGGUGUUGAAAAAUCUUGUUGGGGUUGAUGAAAUUAAGAGGUUUAUGGUUGAGGAAGGGGUGAUUCCGUUGUUUGUUAAGCUUGCAAGGUCUAAAGAUGAGAUUACACAGAUAAGUUCACUUGAUUUUCUGCAGGCUAUGGCUUAUGGGGAUGAACUAGUCAGGGAGGUGAUAGUAAAAGAAGGUGGAAUUCGCACAUUGGUACGUGUUUUGGAUCCUAAAUCAUCUUUUUCAUCGAAGACUAGAGAGGUGGCAUUUAGAGGAAUUGUGAAUUUAUGUUUCUCGUCUAAUGGUUCUUUGAAUAUGCUGAUAAAUUAUGGAUUUAUGGAUCAUAUACUUUAUUUUCUUCGAUAUGGGGAUGUUUCAGUUCAAGAAUUGGCACUGAAAGCAGCAUUUUGGCUAUGCGGAACAUCAGAGGAGGCGAAAAAGGUAAUGGGUGAUGCAGGGUUUAUGCCGGCUCUUGUUAAAUUUCUUGACUCAAAACCAUACAAAAUGCGUGAAAUGGCAGCUGAAACGCUCUCUAGCAUGGUAAUUAUACCAAGAAAUCGGAAAAGAUUCGUGCAGAAUGAUCAAAAUGUUGGUUUGCUUAUGCAAAUGCUUGAUCCAGGGGAGGUCAAUUCAGGUAACAUAAAGCUCUUGCUUUCUAUACUGAUGUCAUUGACCAGUUGCAAUAGUGCAAGAAAGAAGAUUAUGAAUUCUGGCUACGUAAUGAAUAUUGAAAAGCUAGCAGAGGCCGAGGUUUCUGAUGCAAAAACAAUCGUCAGAAGAUUAUCAUCGAGUAAAUUCCGAAACAUCUUAAGUGGGAUUUGGCAUUUUUGA